UACCUAGGGUUGUUUCCAUGACGACGGAGUGUAAACACAAAACGUAAACAGAUUAACAGAACAUGAAAAGUCAGCUGGUUGUGGGAUUUACGAUUGUCUUAUUGAAUUCAUUGUUGAAGUUGAUGCUAAAAUUCAAUUCAAAUAAAUUCAGUUUUUGAGUUUUCAUGUCCGUUGAAGGUGAAUUUUUUGUUACCGUAACCGGUGCCAUUGAGUUUGCAGAAUUUUACGAUGCGGAUAAUUUAUACCUCAAGUAUGAAUAUCACUCUGGCCCGGAAUGGAGCGUUGUUGGGGGGGUUGAAGAAGGUUUAACACAAAUGAGCAAAUGCAGCAACGAUGCCCGACAUAUUGCAAUUUGGAACUUUCCAAUUAAUAUUGCAUUCAAGAGUACAAAUCCACAUGGUUGGCCACAAUUAAUUCUAUCAGUUUACGGACUGGAUAUUUUCGGACACGAUGUCACCAGAGGAUAUGGAGUUUGCCAUAUUCCCUUAACUACAGGCCGGCACGAGAAAAAAGUGCCAAUCUAUGUCGUGGAAUCUUCAUCUACAAUACAACAAUUCGCAGCAUGGUUGACUGGUGUAAAACCAGAAUUAAUUGAUCCCUCGAUUUUGGCGAGUGGUGAUGGCCGAGAACUCACACGUAUGAGAGUUCAAGGAUCCAUUGCUGUUGGUUUCAACGUCAUGUUAAAAGAUUUCUUCAAAUUGGGUUACGAUAACGGCGAGAAACAAAAUAAAUAAAAUUAUAUUAUUGCCUAUUCAAUAUGAAAAUAAAUCCUCUCUUUUUUUUGAUAAUUUCCAA
Messenger RNA from Belonocnema kinseyi, 795 nucleotides. RefSeq names its product B9 domain-containing protein 1 (gene B9d1). NCBI's taxonomy places the organism in Eukaryota, Metazoa, Arthropoda, Insecta, Hymenoptera, Cynipidae. Gene Ontology annotation, biological process: cilium assembly. The transcript is spliced from 5 exons. The record is from RefSeq and is a predicted model, not a curated record. Bases 165 to 734 code for a protein of 189 amino acids. Gene Ontology annotation, cellular component: MKS complex.